Phyllostomus hastatus (greater spear-nosed bat) is the source of this 5993-nucleotide messenger RNA. It is a transcript of the gene NUP210L, whose product is annotated as nucleoporin 210 like. NCBI's taxonomy places the organism in Eukaryota, Metazoa, Chordata, Mammalia, Chiroptera, Phyllostomidae. The transcript is spliced from 40 exons. The record is from RefSeq and is a predicted model, not a curated record. Gene Ontology annotation, cellular component: nuclear pore. The coding region runs from base 1 to 5655 and encodes 1884 amino acids.
AUGACUAGCUCUGGAUCACCAGCGUCCCGAGACUUAGGGCUGUUUUUCUGCUUGCCUAUACACCGCCUCCUUUUGCUGCUUCUGAUUUUGCUUGUCACCCUGGCCCACAAGCUUAACGUGCCACAGGUGUUGCUACCCUUCAGCCAGCAGCCGGGCCGCGUGCCCUUUCUGCUGGAGGCACAGCGGGGCUGCUACACUUGGCAUUCCACUCAUCAUGAUGCAGUAAGUGUUGAGCCUUUAUAUGAAAACAGUACCUUGUGUUCCCAGAAAGCUGUACUCACUGCUGAAUCUGCCCAACCUAUACGCCUAAGCAGUAUUAUUCUUGCUCGAGAGAUAGUGACUGACCAUGAGCUGCACUGUGAUGUUAAGGUUGAUGUGAUAAACAGCAUUGAAAUUAUAUCUCGAACUCGGGAACUCUAUGUAGAUGAUUCACCCCUGGAACUGAUGGUGAGGGCAUUGGAUGCUGAAGGAAAUACUUUUAGUAGUUUGGCAGGCAUGAUGUUUGAAUGGCGCAUUGCCCAGGAUAACGAGUCAUCAGGAGAACUGUCUAGCAAAAUCAGGAUUCUAAAAUACUCUGAAGCAGAAUAUUCUCCCCCAGCGUAUAUAACUGAGAUGGAAAAAGAAGGGAAACAAGGAGAUGUAAUUUUAGUGUCUGGGAUUAGAACUGGUGCAGCUGUUGUAAAAGUUCGAAUAUAUGAAUCAUUUUAUAAGAAAGUGGCAGCAGCCUUGAUACGUCUGCUUGUUUUGGAGAAUGUAUUUCUUAUACCAUCCCAUGAUAUUUAUCUCUUAGUAGGAGCAUAUAUUAAAUACCGAGUUGCAAAAAUGGUUCAGGGAAGAGUGACAGAGGUGGAAUUUCCCCUGGAACAUUAUACACUGGAAUUGCAAGACCAUAAAGUUGCAUAUAAUGAGUCUCUUUCUGGUAAAGUGGCUUUCCUGGAUGAGAAGACAGUGGUGGUGACUGCCACCCAGCUGGGCCAAACUAAUCUGAUCUUUGUCCAUAAAAAUGUCCAUAUGCGAUCUGUGUCUGGACUUCCAAACUGCACCAUAUAUGUUGUAGAGCCUGGAUUUUUAGGUUUCAUAGUGCAGCCUGGAGACCGAUGGAGUCUAGAGGUGGGACAGGUGUAUGUUGUCACAGUAGAAGUGUUUGAUAAAAGCAGCACAAAGGUCUACAUUUCAGACAACAUGAGGAUUAUGUGCCAGUUCCUACCGGAGUUCUUUGAAGAGCAGCUAACUUCUGUGAAUGGAUCUUACCACGUAGUGAAAGCCCUGAAAGAUGGGGUUGUGGUGAUAAAUGCAUCCCUGACUUCCAUCAUUCACCAGAAUAAAGAUAUUCAGCCUAUAAAAUUUUCAAUUGUACAUCAGCAAGAAGUGAAGAUUUAUUUACCUAUCAAGCUUACACCCAACUUUCUGGCAUUUCCUCAUCAUCCUAUGGGAAUAUUAUAUCGUUAUAAAGUACAGGUGGAGGGUGGCAGUGGCAACUUCACCUGGACCUCUUCUAAUGAAACAGUGGCCAUGGUAACCACUAAAGGAGUGGUGACUGCAGGUCAGGUCUGGGGCAACAGCACUGUAUUGGCCCGAGAUUUACAAAAUCUCUUUCGAUAUGGAGAAAUUAAGAUAUAUGUCCUGAAACUGAACAAAAUGGAACUGUUACCAUUUCAUGCUGAUGUGGAGAUUGGCCAGCUCAUAGAAAUCCCCAUUGCUAUGUAUCACAUAAAUGAGGAGACCAAAGAGGCCAUCCUGUUCACGGACUGCUCUCAUUUAUCCUUGGAUCUCAACAUGGACAAGAAAGGAGUCUUUACUCUUCUCAAAGAAGGUAUUCAAAGGCCUGGGCCAAAGCACUGUUCCAGUACACACAUAGCAGCCAAAUCUGUGGGUCACACUCUGUUAACGGUGAGUGUGACUGAAUAUGAAGAGUACUUGGAAAGCAGUGCUACAUUUGCCGCUUACGAACCCCUAAAGGCUGUAAACCCUGUUGAAGUGGCACUGGUGACAUGGCAGUCUGUGAAAGAAGUGGUGUUUGAAGGGGGUCCUCGGCCAUGGAUCUUGGAGCCCUCCCGUUUCUUUUCGGAGCUGAGCGUGGAGAAGACAGAGAAAAUUGAAAUAACACAAGUCCGGCCUCCAGCAAAGACAAAACAGAACCAGUAUAUCUACCGGGUCCGGUGCCUGGAUUUAGGGGAACAAGUUCUGACAUUUCAAGUUGGAAAUCACCCAGGUGUCCUGAACCCUAGUCCAGCUGUAGAGGUUGUGCACGUGCGCUUCAUAUGUGCCCACCCCGCCAGCAUGUCAGUAACCCCUGUGUAUAAGGUGCCAGCUGGAGCCCAGCGGUGUCCUCUGCCCCAGCACAGCAAACAACUGAUUCCUGUAUCAAGCCUAAGGGACACAGUCCUGGAACUGGCAGUGUUUGAUCAACAGAGGAGAAAGUUUGAUAAUUUCAGCUCACUAAUGCUGGAAUGGAAAUCUUCAAAUGAAACACUAGCUCAUUUUGAAAAUUAUAAUUCAGUGGAGAUAGUAGCAAAGGAUGAUGGCAGUGGACAGACGCAAUUACAUGGUCAUCAGAUCCUUAAAGUACAUCAGAUAAAAGGGACUGUACUCAUUCAAGUCAGUUUUGUGGGCUAUUCAGAGAAGGAAAGUCCAAAGGAACUUUUCAACUUGCCCAUAUCUGCAGCUGUGGAGUUGCUCCUGGUGGAUGAUGUAACUGUCUUGCCUGAGAAUGCUACAAUUUAUAACCACCCUGAUGUGAAGGAAAUAUUUAGCCUUGUGGAAGGGUCUGGUUAUUUUUUAGUCAACAGUAGUGAACAGGACACUGUCACCAUCACUUACAUGGAAGCUGAGAGCUCUGUGCAGCUAGUUCCAGUACAUUCUGGAUUUCUCACAUUGGAGGUCUAUGAUCUGUGCUUGGGUUUCUUGAGUCCAGCAAAGGCCCGCCUCAGGGUGUCAGACAUACAGGAGCUGGAGCUUGAUCUGAUCGAUAAGGUUGAAAUAGGUAAAACUGUGUUAGUAACUGUGAGAGUUCUUGGCUCUUCCAAAUGCCCAUUCCGAAAUAAAUACUUCAGAAACAUGGAGCUCCAACUGCAGUUGGCAUCUUCGAUUGUCACCCUGACGCUAACGGAGGAACAGGACAAAUACUCUGAAAACUAUGUCCUUCAAGCUGUCACUGUUGGGCAAACCACACUUGUGGCUAUUGCUAGGGACAGGAUGGGGCAAAAGUUCACAUCGGCCCCUCGGCAAAUUGAAGUGUUUCCUCCAUUCAAACUUGUUCCAGAGAAAAUGAUGCUGAUUCCAACUAACAUGAUGCAGGUAAUGUCUGAAGGUGGGCCCCAGCCCCAAUCUAUCAUUCACUUCUCCAUCAGUAAUCAGACUGUGGCUGUUGUUAAUAGGAGGGGGCAAGUUACAGGGAAGGUGGUUGGCACAGCUGUGGUCCAUGGCACCAUCCAGACAGUGAAUGAAGAUACUGGCAAAGUCAUCGUGUUUUCCCAGGAUGAAGUGCAGAUUGAGGUCGUUCAGCUAAGGUCUGUUAGGAUCCUUGCAGCUGCAACUCGACUCAUCACAGCCACCGAGAUGCCAGUUUAUGUCAUGGGAGUGAGCAGUACCCAGACCCCGUUCUCUUUCAGCAAUGCCAACCCUGGGCUCACAUUCCACUGGUCCAUGAGCAAAAGGGAGGUACUGGAUCUAGUACCCAGGCAUGCAGAGGUGUUUCUACAGCCCCCAGUAGAAAAUAACUUUGCCAUGGUUGUCCACACAAAAGCAGCUGGUCGGACCAGUAUCAAAGUCACUGUCCGUGGUAUGAACAGUUCUUCUGGGCAGUUUGAGGGGAAUUUGUUGGAACUGUCUGAUGAAGUUCAGAUCCUGGUGUUCGAAAAACUCCAUAUUUUCUAUCCAGAGUGCCAACCCAAGCACAUUCUAAUGCCCAUGAACUCUCAACUCAAACUUCAUACCAACAGGGAAGGGGCUGCCUUUGUGAGUUCCCGUGUUCUCAAGUGUUUCCCUAAUUCAUCCGUCAUUGAAGAAGACGGCGCAGGGCUCCUAAGAGCUGGUUCCAUUGCAGGUACUGCUGUGUUGGAAGUCACUUCUGUAGAGCCUUUUGGAGUCAACCAAACAACCAUAACUGCAGUUCAGGUGGCACCCGUGACAUACCUGCGAGUGAGCAGCCAACCCAAGCUAUACACAGCUCAAGGAAGGAUGCUGUCAGCCUUCCCCCUGGGCAUGUUUCUCACCUUUACUGUUCAGUUUUAUAAUAGCAUCGGAGAGAAAUUUCACACACACAAUACCCAGCUUUAUCUGGCUCUAAACAGAGAUGACCUACUGCUUAUUGGACCAGGGAACAGGAACUACACUUACGUGGCCCAGGCUGUGAACAGAGGGGUGACACUUGUGGGGCUCUGGGAUCAGAGGCACCCAGGCAUGGCAGACUAUAUUCCUGUAGCUGUGGAGCAUGCCAUUGAGCCAGACACCAAGGGUACCUUUGUUGGAGAUGUCAUCUGCUUCAGUACUCACCUCCUCAACCAAAAUGGUGAACCCGGGAUAUGGAUGAUUUCCACUGACAGUAUUUUACAAAUAGACACUGUCACUGGGGUAGGAGUGGCCAGGAGACCAGGAAUAGCAACAAUCUUUCAUGACAUCCCAGGACUGGUGAAAACAUAUCGAGAGGUGGUUGUCAAUGCAUCAUCAAGAUUAACACACAGUUAUGACCUCAAGAGUUACCUCACCAACACCCGCAAUUCAACUGUGUUCAAGUUCUUCAUCAUCACCGGCAGAAAUGGUGUCAAUCUUAAAGGAUCCUGCAACCCAAGUCAGGCUGUGGCCAUUACAACAGUACUUCUUCCAGAGACCCUCAUACUGUGCCAUGUACAGUUCAGUAACAGUUUGCUGGACAUCCCAGCAAGUAAAGUCUUUCACGUCUAUUCUGAUUUCAGCAUGGAGAAAGGGGUUUAUGUCUGCCUAAUCAAGGUUCGACCCCAGUCAGAGGAGCUGCUCCAGGCCCUCAGCAUGGCUGACACCUCAGUCUAUGCGUGGGCCACACUGGUGGGCGAACAGAGCAAGAAUGGAAUGCAAAGAAUCCUCAUUCCUUUCAUCCCAGCCUUUUACAUCAACCAGUCAGAACUGAUUCUUAGCCACAAACGAGACAGCGGAGAGAUAAGAAUACUGGGAGUGGACAGAGUUCUUGAGAAGCUAGAGGUCUUCCCCAGCUCCCCAGUUCUGGUGGUCCCUGGCCAUAGUUACUCUUCUCUCACACCUGGCCUCGCUAUCUACCCUGUGAGAGUGGUCAACUUCACUUCCCUACAGCAGAUGACAUCACCUGUUUUCAUCAAUAUUUCCUGUGUGCUCACCAGUCAAAGUGAGGCUAUCCUAGUGAAAGCUAUUAAGGAGAAGUCUGGUGCAGAUCAAUGUGAAGAUUCAGGUGUCCUCCAGAAGUUCGUGGGUUCUUACCAGAUCCUCUUGACUCUCUUUGCAGUGUUGGCAUCAACAGCUUUCAUCUUUCUAGCAUACAAUGCCUUCCUAAAUAAGAUACAGACAAUUCCAGUUGUUUAUGUACCAACUCGAGGAAUACCCGAGUCAGGUUCUUAUACCGCCACUCGUUCUCCCCGCUUCAUGAGUCCACAGCCCCCACCAGCUCAGAGUCGGCUGCAAUACUGGCUGUGGAGCAUAAGGCACUAACCUCCACUUGGACAAGUCUCCUUAACUGGAGGACACUGGAGGUUUCUCGCCCUUAUCCGCCAGAACCGCCUAGCAACAACCUCUAUAUUCCCAAGCCUCAGAACAAGGUUUCGGACAACUGUAAAUAAAGGAUCCCGAGCUGUUUUGUAUUAAAGUAGUGUGUUGGAUUGUGUUUCAAAGAUUAACUGUCAGUUCCUGUUCUUAGUUAUAAGAAAACAUAAAAGUGAAAGUAAAUAUCUCAUUUAUAUGGUAUACCACAUUUUUUCAUCAAGCUCUGAAGAUUUCCUUAAUGUGCCCAGGUGGACAGAAAUGUCCCAAAUGAACUAUUUAAGUACUUG